GUCAGUAUGACAGACAGGCACAGGGUUUUCUCUUUCUCAAUGGCUCCUAUGGUUCUGUUUCUCAUUUCAGCACUUGCUGCUUGGCCUCUUGGCUUGGAAGCUCAUGUGGUUCAAGACUUUUCAUUGUGUAAGGAAUUCUUUUACAAAAACACUGAACCCACAGGUAUAGAUCAAAAUGCUGCACAAAUCUGCCAGAAACGCGGUUUCUACUACUAUGCUUCCCUGUAUUCCAUAAGUCAUCGGAUGCCAGUGUACAGUGCCUACACCUUUGACUUUACCUGCAGGGACAAUGUUGUACAGAGAAGAGAAGUCUGGUUUAUUGAACCACAGAUUUCUAACCUUGAUGGAGAAGACAUGGCUCUUGCAAGACAAAACAAAGACCUGAUCAAACAAAAUCAAGCGCUCAAUGAGGAUUAUGAACACACUGACUAUGACCGCGGACACUUAAACCCGAAUAAUUAUCACUGUAACGAUGGCCGUGUCGCCACUUUCACGCUGACCAACGCUGUGCCGAUGGAUGCAUGUUUCAAUCGAUUGCAUUGGAGAAAAUAUGAGGAUUAUUUGAGAAGUAUAGUACUAGAACUUUCUUGGAUGGGAACCCCCUAUUUUGUGACAGGGGCCGUGCCUUCAGGAAACAGAAUCCCUGUGCCAGGGUUAGACACCACUGAAGAAAACCGGGAAUUUAAUAGGGUUACAGUUCCCAGUCACGUGUGGACCGCUUUGUGCUUCAAGCAUAAUGAUGAGCAGUAUUCAUUUUCUAUAGGUUACAUAGGAGAGAAUAAAGCAGAUGCCAUCAUCCAAGUAAUGUCAGUCCCUGAUCUUGUACACGUGCUGAGUGGGCUAUACAACAGCCCUCACCUGCAGAUCUUUGACAAUGAUUGUUAUUCUAAUACUCAGAAAUCAAAAACAAUUCUACAGCAACUCUUUAAAAUUCUGCACCUCCCUCAGCUUCAAAAAGUGUUUUCCUUAGAUGGAAAUGUGCAAAAUCUUUUAACUGCGAGCCUAUCGAAGAGGCAGAGGCGUAGUGGCAGUCACGAACCGGUUAAAAAGCCCAGAAUUACUCACAUGACGGUGGAAUUGAACUAUGAGGAUAUGACAGAGUGGUUCGACAACAACGAGAACAUGAAGCUCAAUGCCAUCACUACGUGUGUGUUCGAACCCAAGUCGAACGUGCACUCUUCCUGGCCGAUAUACUUCAGAGAUGAGCUUCGUAAGGCACGCUCUGCUGAGAAACUUGACGAUUACAUCUGUAAACUCAUCCCAGAGAAGUCUAUACCUGAGUCUGUCAUCACGGCCGAUGGUACUCAUUGCAAAGCAGGCACGACGUGUUCCAGCGGCAGCUGUCCAACUGAUCAAGGGAAGAAAGUGUGCUGCACGUCGCCCUGCCUGUAUGAUCACACCUGGAAAGAUUUCAUUUGCAGUUCGGGACAGCAAUCAAUCAGGUGCUCCACCCAGUAUUCCAUCGUGACUGUAAGCGGUAAACCAUGCAGACAAGAUCACCAUUGUGGGACUUAUGGAGAGACGUAUUAUUGGUGUUACACGGUUGGCAGUGAUUGGGAUUACUGCAGCCCACCUUUUGUAAACAGUGUAGGUUUAAAUGGAAAACCUUGCCGAGAUGACCAUGAAUGCAGCACCUAUGGGGAAAACUACCAUUGGUGUUAUACCGAUCGAUCCAACCACUGGAGUAAGUGUUGCACCGAUAAAGAUCCCUAUGUAGCUCUGAAUGGUAGAACAUGCAAACCAGAACACAGGUGUGGCACCCAUGGGAAAACUUACCUAUGGUGCUACACUACAGAUGGUUUGUGGGAUUACUGCUGCACACAAUAAAACUAAAGCUCUGUCCUUUCCAUUAGGUCGCUAUGCUUUGCUGGUUUCUAUCUGUUGAUGUGAAAUCACUUGAUUAUAAAUGCAGGCAGGCAGACAGACUGUACUUUGCUGUUAAAUCACUUGAUUACAAAUGCAGGCAGAAAGACUGUACUCUGCUGUGAAAUCACUUGAUUAUAAAUGCAAGCAGACAGACUGUACUCUGCUGUGAAAUCACUUGAUUAUAAAUGCAGGCAGACAGACUGUACUUUGCUGUGAAAUCACUUGAUUAUUAAUGCAGGAAGACAGACUGUACUCUGCUGUGAAAUCACUUGAUUAUAAAUGCAGGCAGACAGACUGUUCUCUGCUGUGAAACCAUUUGAUUAUAAAUGCAGGCACAUAGACUGUACUCUGCUGUGAAAUCACUUGAUUAUAAAUGCAAGCAGACAGACUGUACUCUGCUGUGAAAUCACUUGAUAAUAAAUGUAGGCAGACAGACUGUACUCUGCUGUGAAAUCACUUGAUUAUAAAUGCAAGCAGACAGACUGUACUCUGCUGUGAAAUCACUUGAUAAUAAUUGCAGGCAGACAGACUGUACUCUGCUGUGAUGUGCUCUGAAGCAUUUCUUUACCUGUCAUUCUUUGCAUUGCAAUAAAAAUUUCACUUAAAGCCUA
Messenger RNA from Myxocyprinus asiaticus (Chinese sucker), 2477 nucleotides. RefSeq lists its product as uncharacterized. NCBI's taxonomy places the organism in Eukaryota, Metazoa, Chordata, Actinopteri, Cypriniformes, Catostomidae. The transcript has 2 exons. Gene Ontology annotation, molecular function: nucleic acid binding; hydrolase activity; metal ion binding. The record is from RefSeq and is a predicted model, not a curated record. The coding region runs from base 7 to 1827 and encodes 606 amino acids.